Molecule: messenger RNA, 2920 nt
Organism: Cyprinodon tularosa
Lineage: Eukaryota; Metazoa; Chordata; Actinopteri; Cyprinodontiformes; Cyprinodontidae
Product: cysteine/serine-rich nuclear protein 3-like
Exons: 3
Coding region: 159-1592 (477 amino acids)
Biological process (GO): regulation of transcription by RNA polymerase II
Cellular component (GO): nucleus
Molecular function (GO): DNA-binding transcription factor activity, RNA polymerase II-specific; sequence-specific DNA binding
Source: RefSeq, a predicted model, not a curated record
GUGUUUUCCUCCUCUGUGUCUUACUGCUAGCCUCUAUCCAGCGGCAGGCAAAGCGACUGCGAGGCCGUAAUGUGCACUUUGAGAGCGUCACUGUGUACUAUUUCACACGGCGACAGGGCUUCACCAGCGUUCCCACACAGGGUGGUAGCACCCUAGGGAUGUCCCCACGCCACAGCGGCGUGAAGCGCUUCACCCUCAGAGAGUUCGCCAUGGAGCAGAAACGGAGCCAUCGGAACAUGCUGAGGGAUCACCUGAAAGAGGAGAAACUCAAUGCCAUCAAACUGAAACUAACCAAGAACGGCACGGUGUCCUCCAUGGAGGCUGAAACUUUGACUCUAGAUGACAUCUCAGAGGACGACCUAGAUGUGGACAACACGGAGGUGGACGAUUACUUCUUCCUCCAGCCUCUGACCACCAGGAGACGACGCGCGCUUCUCCGGGCCUCAGGGGUCCGCCGCAUCGAUGUGGAGGAGAAGCAUGAGCUGCGGGCCCUGCGGAUGUCUAGAGAGGAGUGUGGGUGUCGCUGCCGGGGGAUCUGUGACCCGGAGACCUGUGCUUGCAGCCUGGCCGGCAUUAAGUGCCAGGUGGACCGCAUGUCCUUCCCCUGCGGCUGCACCAAGGACGGCUGCAGCAACAACGCCGGGCGGCUGGAGUUCAACCCGGUCCGCGUGCGCACCCAUUUCCUGCACACCAUCAUGAAGCUGGAGCUGGAGAAAAGCCGAGAGGAGCAGUACCAGCAUCAGCAGACCGAGCAGCAGCUUGUUACCAGUGGCAACGGUUACCAUGGCGACACCCCCUUGAUCCAGCAGCAGCAGCAGCAGCAAACCCCUCAGUCUCUAAAGAUGAGCAAUCCCAUCAUGCACCUCCAGAACACAGGUGAGGUUGAUUUGCAUCUGGACGAAGAUGAGGAAGAGGAUGAAGAGGAGGAGGAGGAAGAUGAUGAAGAGGAGGACGAAGCUUACGAUGACGGCAGCAGUGUUUGCAGCGGGCUGUCGGACUGCAGCACACACAGUCUGGAAACUCUAGACACAGAGGAUGGAGAUGAAGACGAGGAGGAGGAUGAAGAGGACGAGGAGGAGGAUGAUGAAGAGGAGGAUGAGGAGGAAGACUGGGACUGUUCAAUGCAUGGACUGAGCCCCCCCUCAUACUCUGUCCCCCUCCCCUCUGUCCUGAGUUAUACCAACAGCUCACUGGUGAGCCUCAGUACCCCCUUUCACAGCACUCCCCCCAUGCAGCACUAUCAGACGGACGGCUCCAUAAACCCCCCGCCUGCGUUCCUGGGGGAUAACCUGAACGUUACACCCAUGCUCCCCUCAGUCGAAUCUGCUCUGGAGUCGGAAAUCGGCAGCGAACUGCACCGGCAAACAGAGCAGCAGAGCCCCUUCUCUGAGCCCUGCUCACAUGGAGACACGCGUGAGCACAGCGCUGCCCCCAGCGGCACUCCUGACCAGCAACCUCGCUCCACAGGCCUCCAGAAGAAUCCAGGCUGUGACUCACAGGCAGGAGGAGAAGAGGAGCCUGGAGAGGAGCAAGCAGGGCAGGGGAUGCAGGGAGACAUCAGUCAGACAGCAUCAUCAGAGAAUAACUGCUGAGCUGCUGUUAGGACAUCUUUAGACAUGAAAUUGUGAAAAUAUAUUCCUCCUCCUCAGCUUCUUUGUCACAAACACACAUGCUUUAAGAUCAAACUAAGUCUUAAUAACAAUAACUGCAACUUGAGUAAAUACAAAAUACAGUUUUCAAAUGAAUUCAUUCUAAUAGGGAGGAAAAAAGGCCAUCCUAUGAGUCACACUUAAGCUGGGUUCCUAUUGGACAAAUUACUCCAAGAGCACAUCAACCACCCAGAAUGAAAUUAAUCACUGCAGCAGGGAUGGAGAAUAUGGAAAUGUUUUUACUAACUUUACGGUUACUUUUAGCAAUAACAAGAAAAAUGGCAAUAAAGGGAUUCGGAAAAUUAGGAAGGUAAGGCAUAAAAUAAAAUAAAGGUACCCAUUAGAAGAAUGAAUUUGUAUUUACUCAGCUUACCUUUGUCUGUUAUUUAUAUUUCCUGGAUGAUCUGAAACGUUCAAGUGCAACAAAAAACAGUUAAAAACAUUAAGGUGGUAAAUCACUGUAACUAUAAACGUUUGCUCUAUUGUUGAGAAGCAAACGUUGAAGGACUGUCACUUAUUUUGACUCAGAAAGCUCUGCUUUUGAUUCAUUCCCGGCAAAAGUCGUGAGCAAACCUAAGACUCAAUAACGAGAUCCGGUCUGUAACUCUGAAUCUGCGCUGAUGGUUUUAUAAUUCCCAAAUUCUGUUUUAAAGGUUUUAAAGGAACUGCCGCAUGCUUAUCUGCUUGUUUUGGCAUCUGUGACAAAUCAGAGCAGGAUUUGGAGGUGCUUGUAUUGUUUUGGUAUUUUCCGUUGUGCUGCCCGUCGCUGCUAAUGUUUCUGAAAUGCUUCUCUGUACCGCAUGAGUUCAGUUUACUAAAGGUGUUCCUCGGUGUGCUCAUUCCGUUGCAGUUCAAACACAAACCCAUCUACUGUAAAGAGAUGCAUUAAUCCUGUCAAUAACUAAGCAGUGCUUUGCAAAACUAUUCACACAGGCUGAACCUUUCAUAUUCUGUCACUUUAUAACCACAAACUUCAAUCUUUCCUGCCUCUGAGGAAAAGUACCCCACAGCAUCAUGCUGCCACCACCAUGUUUCACAGUGUGAAUACUUGCUUUAUAGAGUGUUUGUUUUCAAGCUUUUUUUUUUUUUUAUAAACAAAAAACACUAAAAGUUCCUUCUUUUUGGUCUAUUACAUAAAAACACAGGUAAAUACAUCUAAGUUUGUGGUGUUAUCAUGACAAAAUGUGUAAGAGUUCAAAGGUUAUAAAUACUUCUGAAAGGCUAUAUAUCCUGAACCAUAUCAUUAAAGUGUCCUGGUUGUUUUCCAAUGA